AUGGCCAGUGUCGCGUCUCAAGUCGUUUUCCAUCCCCUCGUCUCUCAGAGCUUGAAAGUCGGGAACACUACGCUCGGCCGCGACAAGGCCUACCGUGCAGUCCAGUACCUCGCCCGCUUCAUUGCGUGGUAUCUUCUCUCAAAGGGGAACAAGCUCGACGCGGCGCGCUGGAGUGCACUGAAAUCCCACCUCGCGCUGGCCCGCAAGCUCCUGCGCCUCGGCAAGCCUGUCGAGCACCUGCAAGCCGCGCUGAAGGCCGCGUUUGCCAACGCGCCACCGGCCGAACAACUCACCACCAUCGCGCGCCAGCUCGCGUACUUCGGGUACUUGUCGUUUGAUGCCUUGGUCUGGGCCAACAGCAUCAAGUUCCUUAACCUCCAGCCGGCAACGGCGCAGAGGGUCUCCCGCAUUUCGAACCGAUUCUGGCUCGCGGGUAUCCUGGUCAGCUUGGCGCAUGGAGCGGUCAAGGUGGGGGUGAGACUGACCGACGAUGUGCAGAUCACGCGCCUGACGAAGGAGACGAAGGCCCUCAAGUCACGGCACAUGAGUGAGAAGGACGUCGCAUGCUCACACUCCCUUUGCAGCGCUCGCGCCGCCACCCGGGAGCAGAUCUACAUCGACGCUCUCGAUGCUUGGAUCCCUGCGGCUGCCCUGGGCCUCACCACCGUCAACGACGGCUUCCUGGGCCUCGCUGGGUAUGUGUCUUACAUGCGUCUACAUUGCGGUAUCCUCAUGCUUCUCGCAGAUUCACCACCUCCGUCCUCGCUCUUCGCAAGGCAUGGGCCGCCGCGGGUGCUUCGUCUUAGUAAGCCCUUGCACGAUCUCCUAGGUCGCAAUGUACAGUACCAAUCACCAUCGUUAUGUCCUUUACUGCUCAUGAGAUGUUAUGUAUACCCUGCUGUAACCCAAUCAGACAAGUCACACAUAACCAUGGAUGGUGAUGAUGAGCUGAGGUCGUGCGAUCCAUUAUACAGUACAAGUACAGCGUGCCUACGCUACGCCGGAUGGUGA
Schizophyllum commune H4-8 is the source of this 1011-nucleotide messenger RNA. RefSeq names its product PEX11-domain-containing protein. The transcript is spliced from 5 exons. Bases 1 to 1011 code for a protein of 336 amino acids. Gene Ontology annotation, cellular component: peroxisomal membrane. Gene Ontology annotation, biological process: peroxisome fission; regulation of peroxisome size. The record is from RefSeq and is a predicted model, not a curated record. Lineage: Eukaryota; Fungi; Basidiomycota; Agaricomycetes; Agaricales; Schizophyllaceae.